Carassius auratus (goldfish) is the source of this 795-nucleotide messenger RNA. Its product is annotated as homeobox protein HMX3-like. Gene Ontology annotation, biological process: regulation of transcription by RNA polymerase II. Lineage: Eukaryota; Metazoa; Chordata; Actinopteri; Cypriniformes; Cyprinidae. The coding region runs from base 145 to 795 and encodes 216 amino acids. Gene Ontology annotation, molecular function: RNA polymerase II transcription regulatory region sequence-specific DNA binding; DNA-binding transcription factor activity, RNA polymerase II-specific. Gene Ontology annotation, cellular component: nucleus. The record is from RefSeq and is a predicted model, not a curated record. The transcript has 2 exons.
CUGUUGCUCCUCUUCUUGUCUCAGCGCGCGCAGGAUCGCCUCAGUUCUUCUCUCAUGGAUCAGCGCUGCGCUUCUGACUUCAGACUGGAGUAACUUUCUUCUUCUUCUUCUUCAUCAUCAUCAUCAUCUGUGACAGUCUCACCGAUGGAGGACAGAACACAAGAAGUGAAAGAUUCUCCGUUCUCCAUCAAGAACCUGCUGAACAAACCCGACAAACCCAGAGUUCACAUGAAUCUCCCGGAUCUCAGCUUCCUGCGGCUCGCCCCCUGGAGCUGCGCGAGCGGACACCCGAACACACCCGCGGCAGCGGGUCGAACCAGAGAAGCGGAGGACCCGGAUCCUAAAGAGGAGGAUGAGGAGCUUCUUCUGGAGGACUCGGACUCAGACGAGCAGAAGAAACUCUGUCGCAAGAAGAAGACCAGGACCGUGUUUUCCCGCGCGCAGGUGUUCCAGCUGGAGUCCACCUUCGACCUGAAGCGCUACCUGAGCAGCUCGGAGCGCGCGGGGCUCGCGGCGGCGCUGCACCUGACCGAGACACAGGUCAAGAUCUGGUUCCAGAACCGCAGGAACAAGUGGAAGAGACAGAUCGCCGCCGAGCUCGAGGCCGCGAACCUCAGUCACGCGCAGAGGAUCGUGCGCGUGCCCAUCCUGUACCACGAGCACGCGGAGAGCGCGCGCGCCCGCGGGUCUGACCUUCACGCGCGCACUUUAUUACCCGCAUUCGCUGAUCAGACCCGUGUGAGGCUCGAACCUGGUGCCGCGGCGCAGCGGUACGAGAGACUCAACCGGAACUAA